Molecule: messenger RNA, 11637 nt
Organism: Rhagoletis pomonella (apple maggot)
Lineage: Eukaryota; Metazoa; Arthropoda; Insecta; Diptera; Tephritidae
Gene: Nipped-A
Product: transcription-associated protein 1
Exons: 21
Coding region: 97-11544 (3815 amino acids)
Biological process (GO): DNA repair; regulation of DNA-templated transcription
Cellular component (GO): nucleus; NuA4 histone acetyltransferase complex; SAGA complex
Molecular function (GO): transcription coregulator activity; protein binding
Source: RefSeq, a predicted model, not a curated record
UGCAGUUGUAUUUACUAUAGCGUUGUUGUGCCCCUAUAUGUGUAUCGUAUUAUUUCGCAAACAAUUUAGCAAUAUAAUUAUAUUUUUCUUGCCAAAAUGGCUCAAAAUGAAUUCAACACUUUCCGAAGUUAUGUUAAUAUAUUAAGUGAUCCAUCAGCUAAAGAGGAAAUUAAGUUCAAAGCAGCGCAAGAACUAAGUGAACAUUUUGAGCUUAUUAUACAAAGCCCUUCAUACCCAGCAUUUUUAGAACUCGCAUUAAAAGUGUUCAUACGGAUAUUACAAGAUGGGGAACCUCAGUUUAUACAAGAAAACAGUUCUCAACAUAUACGAAAGUUAAUAUUGGAAAUGGUUCAUCGACUACCUAUCAGUGAAAAUUUACGCCAACAUGUAAAGCCUAUAAUAUCAGUUAUGCUCAAGAUUCUUCGGAGCGACAAUGAAGAAAACGUUCUUGUUAGUCUGCGAAUUAUAAUUGAAUUGCAUAAACAUUUUCGUCCAUCAUUUAAUCCUGAGGUUCAACACUUCCUUAUAUACGUGAAGGAUAUAUAUACAGAGUUGCCAAACCAUAUGAAUAAAAUAUUCGAGCAGAAGCAGCAACCGAUGCGAGUAAAAGAUCUAAAGGAACUAAAUAUUGACCAUCUGCUGUCUAUUACUUAUGCUCCUAGGGUCAUACAUGUCGAAAAUAUGCAAGAAUCCUCACCACAAGUAUUUAAUCUUUUGCCUAAAGGAGUUUUGUCAUUAAGAGUAUUACAGGAGUUGCCCAUUAUCGUUGUUUUAAUGUACCAGAUAUAUAAAACUGCAGUUCACCAAGAAGUUUCCGAGUUUAUUCCUUUGAUUAUGACUACAAUCAAUUUACAGCCAUCCGCGCAGCAAAGGAACUCUGCGGAUCUUAAUAAAGAAAUAUUUGUUGAUUUUAUGGGCGCUCAGGUGAAAACAUUAUCCUUUUUAGCCUACAUUGUUAGGAUAUUUCAGGAUUUGAUACUUACACAUUCAGCAUCAGUUACAAAUGGAAUGCUUAGUCUGAUGGAAUUGUGUCCUAAAGAAGCAGCUCAUUUAAGGAAAGAAUUGUUAAUAGCUGCACGACACAUUUUCGCAACGGACUUACGGCAAAAAUUCGUGCCUAUAAUAGAAAAGCUUUUCAAUGAAGAUCUCUUAAUUGGAAAGGGAGUUACUUUGGAAUCUAUUAGACCGUUAGCAUAUUCUACUUUGGCGGAUUUGGCCCAUCAUGUUCGGCAGAGUCUGUCUUUGGAUGUGCUUGAAAAAGCAGUAAAUUUGUUUUCAAAAAACGUUCACGAUGAGUCUCUGGCAACUGGUAUACAAACCAUGUCUUGUAAAUUGUUGCUAAACCUAGUGGACUGCAUCAGGCAGCACAGUGAAUUGGAUGCAAUCAAAGCAAGAAAUAUAUUGAUAUCCUUGUUAAAAGUUUUCGCUUACAAAUUCAAAACAAUAGCGAAAAUUCAAUUACCUACAAUUAUACAAAAGUGGAAGAACCAAAUUUCUGUACCGGCUGCGAAUUUGUCACCAAGUUCUUCAAGUACCCAAAGUACCAACGGGUUUAACGACUUUAAAGAUGGAGGUGGUGAAAAUGGUUCGACGGAUCAAGCCAUGAAAAUGAGUCUCAUUGGAAAUCAAUGGUUAUGCCCUGCCAAUAUAGUAGAGUAUCGAGGUUUAGUAAAAACUUUGGUUGGCGGUGCUAAAACAAUAACAUGGGGAUUCAUAAGCUCCAAACCCGUGUUUGCCGAUGUUGUUAAAACCAAUCAGGAAAAAUUAUUUGACUCUAGUGAGCUGAAAAUAUAUAUUGAUUUAGUUUAUUGGGCAAUGGAAGCUUUGGAUAUAUACACAAUAAGUACGGCUAAUACCAACCAGCAGAGGUCAUCAAAUCAAGGACCAAGAACAAAGGAAGAGAAAGAAGUUCUGGAGCACUUUAGUGGCAUUUUUCUAAUGAUGCAUCCACAAAACUUCCAAGAAGUUUUCGCCACUACCAUUGACUUUAUGGUUGAAAGGAUUUCUAAAAAUUCAUCGCUUCAAGUCGUGGCAAAUUCAUUCCUCGCGAACCCAACUACUUCGCCUCUUUUUGCGACUGUGCUCGUUGAAUAUUUGCUAGGGAAAAUGGAUGAAAUGGGUUCAAAUAUCGAACGCUCAAAUUUAUACUUGCGAUUGUUUAAAUUAGUAUUUGGAAGUGUUAGUUUAUUUCCAGUAGAAAAUGAACAGAUGCUACGUCCACAUUUACAUAACAUCGUCAAUAGAUCAAUGGAACUGGCUCUGACAGCUGAAGAGCCAUAUAACUAUUUUCUGCUCCUACGUGCGUUAUUUAGAUCGAUUGGCGGAGGAAGCCAUGACUUAUUAUAUCAAGAGUUUCUCCCGUUACUGCCGAAUUUAUUAGAAGGCUUGAAUCGUUUACAGAGUGGCUUUCACAAACAGCAUAUGAAAGAUCUCUUCGUUGAGCUCUGUUUGACUGUACCUGUCCGGUUGUCCUCUCUUUUGCCAUAUCUACCGAUGCUUAUGGAUCCUUUAGUUUCUGCUCUCAAUGGAUCGUCAACUUUAAUAAGUCAGGGAUUGAGGACAUUAGAACUUUGCGUCGACAACCUUCAACCAGACUUCUUAUAUGAUCAUAUUCAGCCGGUACGCGCGUCAUUAAUGCAAGCACUGUGGCGCACGCUAAGAAAUCAAGACAAUGCUGCUUUAGUAGCUUUUCGCGUGCUGGGCAAGCUUGGUGGUGGAAAUAGAAAAAUGAUGACUGAACCUCAGACUUUGCAGUUUAGAGAAAACGAUGCUCUACCCACAGCCGUCGUAACAUAUUUUCAAGAUCACGAUAAACCGAUUGAUUUUCCGGUUGAAAAGGCAAUUGAAACUGCUUUUACUGCCCUUAGCUCUAAUACGACUGAUGCGUUUUAUAGAAGACAAAGUUGGGAAGCGAUACGCUGUUUCAUAGCAGCAUCUAUCAAUCUCGACGAUGAUAAAUAUACAUUGCAGAAAUUAUUCACUCAUAAUAGCUUUACCGAAGGAAAUAUAAUGAUUUCCCCAAUAAUUCAAAGUAAGCUUGAGGAAGAGCAUUCACGCAAAACUCACCAGAUAGCACUAACAGGAAUGCUGGUAGCUUCUGCAACAAAAGAUCUUCGGGAAUCAGUUUUUCCUGUUAUGGUAGCCGUUGUUCGGCACUACACUAUGGUGGCAAUAGCGCAAGAGGCCGGGCCGUUUCCAUACAAGCACUACCACAGCUCGCAAGGAGUUGACCCACUUGUCCUGAUCGAUGCCCUCUCGAUAUGCAUGGGACAUGAAGAGAAAGAAUUAUGCAAGCCCGGUCACCUCUGUAUGGAACUGAUUUUGGAGACCGCAAGCACAAUUAUGGGCACGAAAGAAAGAGCAUGCCGUCUGCCUUUGAUUCAAUAUCUGGUAGAAAAAAUGACUUCACUCUGUUAUGAGCGACCGUGGUACGCGAAAGUGGGUGGAUGUAAAGCAAUACAGUUUUUAUAUCAACACAUGUCAUUGAAGUCUCUAUAUCAACACCUUUUCACAUUUUUAAAAGCAUUUUUGUUCGUCUUGAUGGAUUUGGAAUGUGAAGUGUCUAGCGGCGCAAUCGAUGUGGCUAAGACCAAUCUUAGAAACAUGCUUAAAUUAUGUAUGGUUCCUCUUGAAAAUGAAAGCAAUAACGAAGAAGUAAUCACAUUCCAAAAUAAAGCAAUGUAUGAAAUUGUUCACGAACUCGUUCGGCAAGUGACUAGCUCCAACGCCUUGGUUCGUGAAGAAGCUAUGGGUUCGCUUAAUUUUAUUGCCAAAUUACAAAGGAAAACUGUGUAUGAGAUAAUGGACCCGCACAAAGAAGUUUUAGCUGAUAUCAUACCGCCGAAGAAACACUUACUGAGGCAUCAGCCAGCGAACGCUCAAAUUGGCUUAAUGGAAGGAAACACAUUUUGCACCACACUUGAGCCUAGACUUUUUACAAUAAAUCUUACCAAUAAUUAUCACCGAUUGUUUUUCCAUGAGCUACUAACUCUAAGCGAGGCCGAAGAUGCCACUCUCAAUAAGUUGGAUUGUUAUAAAAAUGUCCCAAAUCUCAUACCACUGCGAAAGAGUGCUUUGAAGGCAUUAGCUGCCUGCCAUUACAUAACUGAUAGCCAAUGUAAAGAAAAAAUCAUCAAUAUUCUUUUUAAAGUAAUGGAAAGCAACAAAGAGGAGUUGCAGGAAGCAGCAUUUAACUGUACCAAAGUUUUCAUUUCUGGAAUUCAUAUUGAUAAGGAAAAGGUACAUGCUGGGAUGCGGCCAUUACUUCUAACUUUGGGUGAUCAUCGGAACCUAUCUUUAACAGCAACGAAAAGACUCUCAUAUUUCACACAAUUAUUUCCACAAAUGUUUAAUGAAAAACUAAGUGAACAAAUAUUACAACAUUGCCAGAAGAUUUUAGAAAUGUCUAUAUCUUCACAUAAAUCAAGUACCAAUCAAGGGGGCAACUUUUUCACGAUUGCCAAACGUGAUGAAUAUGAACAGAAGGUUGUAACUCUUAUAGAGAUGUUUCAUCAGAUAACAGCAGCAUCGCCAAAAUAUAUUGAUAGUCUUUGUCAGCUUGUGUUAAAAACUGAAAAAAGCUUAAUGAUCGAAUCAUCAAGUCCGUACCGUGAACCUCUGGUGAAAUUUUUACUUCGCUUCCCUGCCGAAACCGUGGAUCUUUUUCUUUCUGAUGGCGUAAUCAUAAACUCCCAAUGGAAUAGAUUCUUUAUAUAUUUAUUAAAACAUAGAGGUGGUCAAUCAUUCCGAAAUGUUGUAAAAGCACAAAAGUGCAAUGUUUUGGUUAAACUUAUAAAUGGCGCGUUAAGCUUGAACCCACAAUUUGAUCAAUCACAAAAAUAUGAAGCUCAACAUCAGGCAGUGCUGUUAGUGUAUACAAUUAUGGAUAUGGACGAUCAGUGGAUUCCCACACAAACGGACAUUGUGUUAGCGUUGAAAAAACUAUGGGAGACAAGUUUGUACAGCACAUGUGAGGACAAUGUCACCUGUGAUUUAUGGCACUUAGUUGGGAAGAUAUUACUACUUUAUUUUUCCCAUAACACCAAUGACAUCGAUUUGCUAUUUCAACUGUUACGAGCGCUUUGUUUGCAUUUUAUACCGGACUUCCACUUUUUAAGAGAAUUUUUACAAAAUACUGUAGCUCAAAGUUACACUGUACACUGGAAGAGAAAAGCAUUUUUCCACUUUGUUGAUAAAUUUAACGGCACUGCUCUUUCCGAAGAUCUUAAGGCAAAAAUUAUAACAGCGGUGCUUAUACCCUGUUUCGUUGUAAGCUUCGAUAAAGGCGAGGGGAAUAAAUUGAUAGGGGCACCACCGGCUUCAUAUACUGAUGAUGAAAACAAUGUUGUGUCUGUAUUCAUUAGCAAGGUAUUUGACCCCGACAAACCGUAUGCCAAUGAAGAUGCAGUUAGAAUUGCGUUACUGCAAUUUGCUUGUUUACUUGUGGAAAGAGCUUCACAACAUAUCCAUGACGGCGAUGCUAAUAACAAACGACAAGGCAAUAAGCUUCGCCGGCUCAUGACUUUUGCUUGGCCUUGCUUACUUAGUAAAAGCUCCGUGGAUCCAACAGCCCGAUAUCAUGGACAUCUUCUUCUGGCUCAUAUAAUUGCUCGUUUGGCCAUACACAAAAAGAUUGUGCUUCAAGUUUUUCUUUCCUUGCUAAAAGGACAUGCCCUUGAGGCUCGACCAGUCGUUCGUCAAGCGCUUGACGUCUUAACUCCGGCGAUGCCACUUCGAAUGGAAGACGGCAAUACUAUGCUAACGCAUUGGACAAAAAAAAUUAUUGUUGAAGAAGGGCAUCUAAUGCAGCAACUGUUUCAUAUACUUCAAUUGAUUGUACGCCAUUAUAAGGUAUAUUACCCCGUACGACAUCAUUUAGUACAGCAUCUUAUAAAUUAUAUGCAACGACUUGGGUUUCCCCCCACUGCAUCAUUGGAGCACAGAAAACUCGCAGUAGACAUCGCUGACGUAAUAAUAAAAUGGGAAGGACAGCGUAUCAAAGACGAAGAGAAAGAUACAAAAGUGGAGGAUAUAAAUCAAGAUGGUGAUGAUACCAUCUGUGAUAGCACAAAUAAACGAACGUCUGAUGAAAUUACCUCACAACGCAAAAAACCCGUCGCUACAGAUGGAUCUCGGAGUUCAAUAAGUCAAAGCCCUUCUGGUGUAAAUCAGAGUCAGAAAAUAGAUGACGCUUUCCGAUCGAUAGAAAAAACCCAUUGUGACACAGUUCUCAAUUUUCUCAUACGGCUAGCAUGUCAAGUAAACGAUAAUCAGCCCGCAGUUAUUUCUCCUGGCGAGGGAUUGUCGCGCAAAUGCAUAAUGCUAUUAAAGUCAGCAAUGCAAAAUAAAUGGCCUCAGCCGUUCGAACUUAAAUUAAACUGGAUGGAUAAAGUAUUUAUGACCAUUGAAACUCCCACGCCGAACCUGAGUAAUAUUUGCACUGGUUUGGAUUUUGUUACAUUUUUAACAACAAUUUUGCCACCCGAUCAAUUGCUCUCCACUAUAAGGCCAAUUCAAAGAGGACUCUCCAGCUGUAUAAUACACCAGAAUACACGAAUUGUUCGUCUUAUGCAUGCAUUUCUCACUAGACUUAUGAGUCUUUUUCCACCAGAUAUUAAUCAUAAACACGAAGAUCUUGACAUAUUAUAUAACGCUAUAAGCAAAAUGAUCUCGGACAAUUUAACAUUAUAUGAAAAAAGUCCUCAACCUAAUCCACCAUCAUUAUUUGGAACUCUAAUGAUAUUAAAGGCUUGCUCUUCCAACAAUGCAAGCUAUAUAGACCGACUCAUGUUGCAAUUUAUUCGAGUUUUAAAUAGGUUGACAAAGGAUCACUUGAAUACGCAAGGCAAUGGGCAACCCGUUGCAUCCAGUACGGACAGCAGUCAUAUAUCUUUGGAAUUGUUAGUCCUUUCAUUGGAUUUGAUAAAAAAUCGAAUAAUUAUUAUGGGCGUUGAGGUGCGAAAACUAUUCAUUGGAAAUAUUCUUGUAAAUCUUAUUGAGAAAAGCUUAGAUGUUAAAGUUUUGAAGUCUAUAAUAAAAAUGCUAGAUGAAUGGAUAAGAGCAAAGGAACAAAAUCCUAUAAUGCAGAUACCCUCUAUACGAGAAAAAUCGAUCUUGCUGGUGAAGCUUAUGCAGUAUUUAGAAAAAAAGUUCUCAGAUGAAACGGAACUCAAUAUACAAUUUUUGGAGAUCGUAAAUUAUAUAUACCGAGACGAAUAUUACAAGCAAACUGAACUGACGGCUAAACUUGAAGGCGCAUUUUUAACUGGUCUGCGUUGCCAAGAUCCACAGAUAAGAUCCAAGUUCUUUGAAAUUUUGGAUGCAUCAAUGAGGAGAAGGCUUCAUGACCGACUUCUUUACAUUAUCUGCUCACAAGCUUGGGACUCUAUUGGUACUCAUUAUUGGAUAAAACAGUGUAUUGAACUUUUAGUUUUGACUACCAACACAAUGACCCAAAUUCAAAAUUCAAGUGAGGCGCACAAGGUGCCAAGUAUCAAAUCGGUAAUUAAUCUCGCUGAAGGCCAGGAUAAAAGCAGUUUCGUAAUUUACACGUCUUCUCAUAGUGAAUGCUUUGAUGCCAUGCAAGUUGAAGAUAAAGAAGAUGUUUUUGACAACGAUCUUGAAUCAAGUUGGAGUGUAAACCGUAAUAAUGAAAAUGAUAAAGAGGUGCCAAAACGUAAACUACACCUUCUCAUAAAUAAGCAGAUUGAAUUUUUAGAAGCAAAUCGUAAAAUCAAUACGGAACAGUUAAUUAUAGCUAUUGCUCAGUUGUGUCACAUGGACAUACAACUCGCCGAAAAUGUGUGGCUAAUUAUAUUUCCACGGUUGUGGGCAAUCUUCGAUGAGGAGCAGCAACAUUUAAUUUCAAGGGAGCUGGUUCCAUUUCUUUCCUCUGGCAGCAAUGUCGUACAAAAGGACUGCUAUCCCAGUGCACUUAACACUUUUGUAGAGAGUUUGAUGCAAUGUGAUCCUCCGAUAUAUAUUCCACCUAAUUUAAUGACGUAUCUUGGGCGAGCACACAAUCUAUGGCAUCGUAUGACUUUAGUCUUAGAAGAACUUCAUCAUGGAACUAGAAGAAUAUCUCCCGACACUUCCGAAGUGGACCAUCAUGAACCAUUUUCUCCGAUGAAGAAAAAUGUAGUGUACGAUUCACUUUCUCAAAUGUAUGCCACCAUGCAAGAAGAGGAUCUUUGGGCUGGUUUAUGGUUGAAAUAUGCACACUAUCCAGAAACGAAUAUUGCUAUAGCUUAUGAACAAAUGGGAUUUUUUGAGGAAGCUCAAGGAGCUUACGACUUGGCAAUGUCGAAGUUCAAACAUGACCAAGCUAAUGGAUUGAUUAACACUGAUGUUAACAGUGAAUUGCUUCUAUGGGAAAACCAUUGGAUACGCUGUGCGAAAGAACUGAACCAGUGGGAUAUUUUAUUAGAUUAUGCUCAAACAAACAAGGAAAAGAACAUGUUUCUUAUACUUGAAAGUGCAUGGCGCGUUCCGGAUUGGAAUUUAAUGAAAACUGCUAUUUCUAAAACAGAGCAAUCUUUUGCAAAACAAUUCGGCUAUAAGAUUCACUUGUACAAAGGCUUUUUGGCUAUAUUGCAUCAAGAAGAUCGUCAGCUCUUAAAUGUUGAAAGGCACAUAGAAAACGCAUCGGCAUCAUGCAUGAAAGAAUGGCGAAAACUGCCAUCCAUUGUUUCCCAUAUACAUUUGCAGUAUCUACAGGCGGCGCAACAAAUAAUGGAAUUACAUGAGGCAAGCACUAUACAUCAAGGCUUAGUUCAGUCCCGAAAUACUUCUAUCCACGAUAUGAAAGCUAUUGUCAAAACGUGGCGAAAUCGAUUGCCUGUAGUUGCGGACGAUUUGUCUCACUGGAGCGAUAUAUUUACAUGGCGACAACAUCAUUACCAGAUAAUUACUCAGCAUCUGGAACAACAAUCAGACCAGGGUAAUACCAUGCUUGGAGUACAUGCCUCUGCACAAGCAAUAAUUUACUUUGGAAAGAUAGCCAGAAAACAUAACUUAACUGGGGUUUGUCAGGAAACUUUAUCUCGAAUAUAUACCAUACCCUCAGUGCCGAUUGUGGAUUGUUUCCAGAAAAUACGGCAGCAAGUGAAAUGUUACUUGCAAAUGGCAGCUUCUUCGGGAAAAACUGAAUUAAAUGAGGCACUUGAAGUAAUUGAAUCCACCAACUUGAAGUACUUCACAGGAGAAAUGAAUGCAGAAUUCUAUGCCCUUAAAGGACUACUUUUAGCACAAAUUGGCCGUUCUGAAGAAGCGGGCAAAGCAUUCAGUGCAGCUGUGCAACUCCACGAUGGACUGACCAAAGCCUGGGCCAUGUGGGGUGACUAUAUGGAGCAGAUGUUCCUUAAAGAUAGACAAAUGGUAUUUGCAGUUAGUGCAAUAACUUGCUAUUUGCAUGCUUGUCGUCAUCAAAAUGAAAGCAAAACGAGAAAAUAUUUGGCAAAAGUAUUGUGGUUUCUCUCCUAUGAUAAUACAAGUGGCACUCUCAUGAGUACUUUGGAAAAAUAUGUGGUUGGAGUGCCUCCGUCGUAUUGGCUUCCAUGGAUACCUCAACUCCUUUGUUGUUUGGUGCAGUACGAAAGCAAUGUUAUUUUGAACCUUUUAAGUCAUGUAGGACGUUUAUAUCCUCAAGCCGUUUACUUUCCGAUCCGAACUUUGUAUCUAACAUUAAAAAUUGAGCAAAGGGAAAAACAUAAAACCGCUGAGCAGGCCGGAUUCAUUGGAAAACUUCAAACACCGGUACUCGAGAACCAAAAUAGUGGGCAAGCAAUGAAUACUCAAACCAAUUCCGGAUCAACCGUUAAUCCAAUUAAAGCAACUCCUUCGAUGUGGCGUUGUUCAAAAGUAAUGCAUGUUCAACGCGAAAUUCAUCCAACAAUUCUCAGCUCCCUAGAGGGGAUCGUGGACCAGAUGGUUUGGUUUAGAGAAAGCUGGACCGAGGAAGUACUAAGGCAAUUACGACAAGGCUUAAUUAAAUGCUAUGCGAUUGCAUUUGAAAAUAGAAGUGCCGUCAAUGAUGCGACAAUUACGCCACACACUCUGCACUUCGUGAAAAAAUUGGGAUCAACAUUCGGUAUUGGUAUCGAGAAUAUACCGGGAUCCGUUGCAACUUCUGCCUCGAAUUCAGCAGCAUCUGAGUCUAUUGCGCGUAGGGCGCAAGUUACCUUUCAAGACCCCGUAUUUCAAAAAAUGAAGGAACAGUUUACGAAUGAUUUCGAUUUCUCUAAGCCAGGGGCUAUGAAAUUGCAUAAUCUUAUUUCAAAAUUAAAAACAUGGAUAAAAGCUCUGGAGGCUAAAGUGAAAAAACUUCCCACAUCUUUUCUCAUUGAAGACAAAUGUAGGUUUUUGUCAAACUUCAGCCAAAAGACAGCAGAGGUUGAAUUGCCUGGAGAAUUACUCCUGCCAUCCUCUUCGCAUUACCAUAUACGCAUUGCAAGGUUCAUGCCACGUGUGGAAAUCGUUCAAAAAAACAAUACGGCGGCAAGACGAUUGUAUAUUCGUGGUACCAAUGGAAAGAUUUAUCCUUAUUUGGUAGUUAUAGACACUGGAUUAGGCGAUGCCCGAAGAGAAGAGCGCGUACUGCAAUUAAUGCGAAUGCUUAACUAUUAUUUAGAGAAACAAAAGGAGACUGCUAGACGAUUUCUAAAUAUGACGAUUCCAAGAGUGGUACCAAUAUCGCCGCAAAUGCGCUUAGCUGAAGACAAUCCAACUAGUAUUUCUUUAAAAGAGAUUUAUAAGAAGUGUUGCUUAAAACUAAAAAUUGAUCACGACCUGCCGAUCGUCAAGUAUUACGACCGCCUCUCGGAAGUGCAGUCGCGAGGUACUCAAACCACCCAUACAGUAUUGUGUGAUAUAUUUUGUGAAGUUCAGACUACUAUGAUUCAAAGUACGCUGUUUAAAAAGUGGGCUCUCAAUAGAUUUCUUUCAUCCACUGACUUCUGGCAAUUCAGAAAAAUGCUAACUUUGCAGCUGGCGCUUGCGUUCUUGUGCGAACAUGCCCUUCACUUGACAAGAUUGAACGCGGAUAUGAUGUAUAUUCACCAAGACUCAGGUUUGAUGAAUGUCUCGUAUUAUAAAUUUGAUAUUAACGACGAAAAGGAAGAACUUGAUUCUAAUCGGCCUGUACCGUUCCGACUAACACCGAACAUUGCUGAAUUCGUAACAAAUAUUGGAAUAACUGGUCCCUUGUCAGCUGCAAUGGUGGCCACUGCACGGUGCUUUGUUCAGCCGAAUUAUAAGCUGUGUUCGAUUCUAAAAGCCAUACUCAGAGACGAAAUAAUUGCUGUCCAAAAAAAACGCAUCCGAGAUAAUAAACUUGUGGAGCCUAUAACAGACUCUGCGCUUGAUAUAAACGCAAUGGAUAACACCAUCAGUUUGGUUAAUAAGGCAGUCGCAGUAAUAAUGUCACGACUGAAUGCAAUUUCAUAUUUUGAUAAUACCGAAUCUAAAAAAGUGUCGAUUUUAGUACAGUCUGCAAUUAAUCCAGACAAUUUAUGUCGCAUGGAUCCAGCAUGGCAUCCAUGGUUAUAAAAAUGUAAGAAUUUUAAUCUAACAAGUCUAAUAAUUACAAAAUAAAAAUGCCUAUACAUUUAAAUAAAUAUAUAUUUACUCGUAGUAUGUAAA